AAAAUAUCGGAUAAAACAGAUAAAAAGCCAUAUUCCAUCAACAGUCCCAAUUCCGCCGAGAGGUAUAACGACAUUGCGAUCAUUAAGACGAUCCAACCCAUGCGGUUCUCAGAUCGAGUGUACCCGUUCUGCGUGUCGCCAGAUGAAGUCGCCCACAACACCCCGGUUACUGUGCAAGGCUACGGUUUAGUUAACGAAACAUCAAGAGCAUCGUAUCUACAAGAGGCCAAGUUGUUCAUCGUGGGCCAGGGAGAGUGUGAGAGAGCGUACGACAGGGAGGGAAGUCUGCAUCACCUGCGUCUGCGCUACCCAAACCUCCUGCAGCAUUCUGACGUCAUCUGCGCCGCUGCCCACAUGAGGGAUGCUUGCCGGGGCGACUCCGGUGGGCCUCUGUUCGCGCAGGACAGAGAGGGUCGCAGGUUCAUCGUGGGAAUAGUGAGCAGCGGGAAAGAAUGCGGCUCGAUUUUACCGGGAGCUUACAUCAGCGUUGCCAAGCACAUCAACUUUAUUGACUCAGUCAUGCAUGGUACAAGAAAUUAGACAAGUUUAUCACACAUGUAAAGAAGAAACUUUUUUGCCAUAUAGAAUUCAGACUCACUUUUUAAAAGUAAUCACACACAGACACACACACACACACACACACGCAAAAGGUCGUGUUUAAUGGUAUAUCUGAUUUCUGUUGUUACAACGCCUGUACUUGCAAUUCCAUAUUCGUUGCUUUGUAUGUUGAUUUAUAACAUUAAAAACUCAACUAUGAAAUACUAACAUUAUGUUAAAAAUUUACCGAACACUAUGAUCAAUAAACUUCUCGAACAGUG
Messenger RNA from Penaeus monodon (black tiger shrimp), 818 nucleotides. RefSeq names its product serine protease persephone-like. The annotation marks the transcript as partial. Gene Ontology annotation, molecular function: serine-type endopeptidase activity. The transcript has 3 exons. Gene Ontology annotation, biological process: proteolysis. The record is from RefSeq and is a predicted model, not a curated record. NCBI's taxonomy places the organism in Eukaryota, Metazoa, Arthropoda, Malacostraca, Decapoda, Penaeidae.